AUGGAAAUAGAACCAAGUUACAUUUAUGACGCAAAGAAUGGUGGUCGAGUGCCCGUCUUCAAACCAAGCAUGGAACAAUUCGGCGACUUCUACAAGUUCGUAACGGCCAUUAGUAAGUAUGGCAAGCAAGCUGGCAUAGUUAAAAUUAUUCCACCAAAGGAAUGGUCAGAUUCGCUUCCUGAUCUUGCUGACAAGCUUAAAUCGAAAAAGAUACGGCACCCAAUUGAACAAGUCUUCAACGGCAGCAAAGGAAUCUAUCGACAGGAUAACAUUGAAAAGAACCGGUGCUAUUCACUGAAACAAUGGCGUGCAUUGUGCGAGUCACCGAACCAUCGACCACCCACUCGCAAUUACACUCAGGCAAAGCAACUUCCAAACACUCGCAAUUCCACUCGGGCAAAGCAACCUCCAACUCCACCACCCGGUGUCAGUAAGAAACGUAAAUCGGAAGCGCAAUUACAGUCCGAAAAAGCUAAAGCGGAAAAAGUUCAAAAACAAGAGUCUGCUGAAUUCGGUUCAAGGAAUUUGGACGACUACGAAGUUGACAUUGAUAAACUGACGAAUAGCAACCACAACAACAACGACGAGGUGGAAGGAGGGUUUGAUUAUCGCAUAUAUAAUCAAGCUCAAUAUACCAAUGAAUACUGCAAAGAAAUAGAGAGAGAUUAUUGGCGCACUUUACCUUUCAACAAUUCUCUUUAUGGCGCCGAUAUGAUUGGAAGCCUUUUCGAUACGGAAAUCACCAAAACCUGGAAUAUCGACCGCUUAGAUAAUCUCCUAAACAGGAUAAAUGUCAAUAUCCCCGGUGUCAACAGAGCUUACCUCUACUUUGGCAUGUGGAAAGCCACUUUUGCAUGGCACGUUGAGGACAUGGACCUUUACUCGAUAAAUUACAUCCAUUUUGGUGCACCCAAACAAUGGUACGCUAUUCCUCCCCCAUAUAGCAGAAAAUUCGAAACUGUCAUGCGAGGUUACUUUUCGCAUGAGUACCAAAAUUGCCGCGAAUAUCUUCGGCACAAACAAUUUAUUGUCAAGCCGAGCAUCUUGGCCGAGAGUAAUAUUCCGGUCAACUAUCUGGUUCAACAUGAAGGAGAAUUUGUCAUCACUUUUCCGUAUGGAUACCACGCUGGCUAUAAUUUGGAUUACAAUUGCGCAGAAUCGGUUAAUUUUGCUCUCGAUGACUGGAUUCCCAUUGGGAAAAAAGCAGGGGCAUGUAGAUGUCAAAAUGAUAGUGUCAAAAUUGAUGUUGCUUCGUUCUUUGAUGAGCGAAUUCCAGAUGCAAUAGUCCCGGCUUCAAAAACUCGAUUGAUUUUGUUGCCGACUCCUCCGCGUGAAAAGAAAAUGUUGAGAUCGAGGAAGGAAACUGUCGUUGAUGGUGAUGUUGAUCAAGAAGAGACGGAUACAGGUUAUGAACUUGAACAACAAAGUCCAGGUACACCUAUUACACCCACACAUCAUUAUCUUGUUUAUUCGAAAGAUGAUGAUUCAUCAUCAUCUAUCGAUCUUGAAGAUGAAGGAUAUAUGGAGGAGGAUAAGAAAUAUAAAGAUAUUGUUGCCGAUGACGGUGAUGAGGAUGAAAUGGUUGUCGUUCAUAAACCAAAAUUGCGAAUAAUACAUAAAAAUCAAAAAAUUCAGUGCAUGUUAUGUCCUGUGGAAGGAGGUCAACUAUUUCGCACCGAAGAAGACGGAUAUGCUCAUCUUUUAUGUGCUUCAUUUGUUCCCGAAACCGACAUUGCACAAAUUAUGGGAACUGAACGCGUAAUUGGAAUUAAUCGAAUACCCAAAGCAAGAUGGAAUUUGGCAAGUUUUUGUUUUGUUUGGAUUGAAAAACUUCAAUGGAAAACAAUUGAAUGUGUCAGGCCAUUCCAUCCAUCUUGUGCUGAACAAGCAGAGUAUCAUCUUCAGCAACGCCUCACAGCUUGUGGCGAACUACUAUACGAAGGAUUCUGCAAACUCCAUGACCCGCGAAUUUUAUUGGAAAAGAAGAAAAAAAUGGCAGAGCUUUCUUCAAUGGUCGCAAUCGACCGAGAUGUCUGGGCUAAAGCAUAUGGAUCCUUUUAUAAAGGAAAGAUUAUUGAAAAAGACGAAGAAACACAAAAAUGUAAAAUAUUGUUUAUGGAUGGAUCGUCCUCCGCCACGGCGAUUUAUCAACGUCGAGCAACCUCUUCAGCUGGUCUGAAGAUGAAUAAUUUAUUAUCUCCAAUAUCAACUAAAGCACCUUCUGGCGUUUUUUCUGUGGUAUCGCAUACCGUAAAACCUCAACGGUUAAAUGAUACGAAUAAAGAAUUGCCCAUUCCAACUAAUAAAUUUUACGAAAAUUUCUUGCUCGAAGAUGGUAGACAGCCUACUUGGCCUCUACCGUAUGGUGUUCGUUGGGAAAAUGGACAAACUGCGGGAGUUUUAGGAUUGAGUAUCUCGCAUGCUGAUGACAGUUCAAAGGUUUAUGGACCGAAUCCAAAUGCCAAUCCUGUUACUUAUUUCUAUAAUCCAUAUACACCGAGUCUCUCAAUUUCUGCCGCUGAAUUUGGCCAAACUCAUUCACUAACUGUAUCAGAUUUAGAUGAAUUUUCGGUCAAACUGCAAUUAUCUCCCACUAAUGCUACCGCUUCUUAUAUUUCCAUCCCGAUUGUACGUGGAAUGGGUUUUAUCACCGCACAAUAUAAACAAUUGACACCCGUUUUUAAUUCUGCGGUUAAAUUCCGAAAAAUUGAAUUGGCCAAUGAUGCUAAAAAAGGCUGGGUGAAAUACCGAAUUCAACUGGAAGAUGAUAAUAACUGGUUACUUUAUGCGAAAUCUCACGACAAAUCGCCGGCGCUAAAGUUGAAUGUGAAGAAUGCGACUAUUGUCGAAGCGGUAUCUGGCGUAUUUACAGGUUUAAUUCAAAUUGCUAAAGUGCCUCGAGACAAUACAGCUGCUGAGAAACUUUACGAUCAAAAUGCGGGAACUUUUGCGACCAAUGGCAAAUUAAGUGUCACUAACGACGGUGACUCAUUUACCGACGCUACAAAGAAAGUAAACAUUCAAUUGCAAUCUCCGACCACCGGGUUAAUGACCGCUUAUGUCGGAGACAAUUGGAUACUCGAGGAAAAGCACCUCAAUAAAAUAAGCUUUUUGCCGGCAGGAUGGAAAUCCCAACUUACGAAAGAGCAAAAAGAUGUGAUAGCAAAACAAGCGAAAAUUGACGUGGCUAGUGAUUUCAAAGCUCAAACUUUGGACAAAAAUUCGGUUUAUUUUUCCGGCAAAGGAAUCGCGAAACUUGCUUUGGUGUGUUUGGUUGCUCACGAUGUGCUAAAAGAUAAAUCGCUUGGAACGGAAUGUUUGAAUAAACUCAAGACGGUAAUGGAAUCUUACACCAAAAAUAGAUUGACAUUUCCAUUACAAUAUGACUCAACAUGGAAGGGGAUUGUUAGCUCAGAAGGAUUCAAAAAUGGUUCUAUGGCAGAUUUUGGAAAUACUUGGUACAACGACCAUCAUUUUCAUUACGGGUAUUAUAUUCAUGCUGCCGCCAUAAUUCGUCACCUUGAUGAAGACUGGGGAAAGAAAAACGAGGAGUGGGUUGAUUCUCUAUUACGUGACGUUGUUAAUCCUUCAUCCAAAGAUAAAUUCUUUCCCACUUUCCGCACAUUCGAUUGGUUCGUCGGACAUUCUUGGUCGAAAGGAAUAUUCGCCUCAGUUGAUGGUAAAGAUGAAGAAUCCACGAGCGAAGAUACCAAUCUCUAUUACGCAAUGAAAUUGUGGGGUACAGUUUCUCAUCGAAAAAACCUCGAGAAAUUAGCGGAUGUUAUACUUGCAGUGCAAGCUAGAUCUCUAAGAACGUAUUUCCUGAUGGAGGAUGAUAAUACGGUCCAGCCUAAGAAUUUCAUAAAGAAUAAAGUGACUGGUAUUUUAUUUGAAAAUAAGAUAGAUCAUACCACUUAUUUUUGUACUCGCAUGGAAUGUAUUCAUGGAAUUCAUAUGAUCCCUACGACUCCGAUAACACCGUAUACGAGAAGAAACAAAUUCGUAACUGAAGAAUGGGAAGAGGUUCUCUCGUCAAUCGUCGAUAAUAUCACCGAUGCUUGGAAAUCCUUGCUUCAAAUGAAUUACGCGCAAAUAAACUCGAAAUCGGUAUACAAUUAUUUCUUGCAACAUCCCGACGCACCAUUAGACGACGGGUUAACAAGAACUUGGGCGCUGUUUUGGUCGGCGUCUCAAAAACCAACCAACUAA
Messenger RNA from Ambispora gerdemannii, 4209 nucleotides. NCBI's taxonomy places the organism in Eukaryota, Fungi, Glomeromycota, Glomeromycetes, Archaeosporales, Ambisporaceae. The record is from the annotation of a GenBank genome assembly.